AUGUAUGUUACCUGUGGUGUAUGUUACCAGACCACGCCCACCCUCGCCACCCAGCACCAGACCACGCCCACCCUCGCCACCCAGCACCAGACCACGCCCACCCUCGCCACCCAGCACCAGACCACGCCCACCCUCGCCACCCAGGACCAGACCACGCCCACCCUCGCCACCCAGCACCAGACCACGCCCACCCUCGCCACCCAGGACCAGACCACGCCCACCCUCGCCACCCAGGACCAGACCACGCCCACCCUCGCCACCCAGCACCAGACCACGCCCACCCUCGCCACCCAGCACCAGACCACGCCCACCCUCGCCACCCAGCACCAGACCACGCCCACCCUCGCCACCCAGGACCAGACCACGCCCACCCUCGCCACCCAGCACCAGACCACGCCCACCCUCGCCACCCAGGACCAGACCACGCCCACCCUCGCCACCCAGCACCAGACCACGCCCACCCUCGCCACCCAGCACCAGACCACGCCCACCCUCGCCACCCAGGACCAGACCACGCCCACCCUCGCCACCCAGCACCAGACCACGCCCACCCUCGCCACCCAGCACCAGACCACGCCCACCCUCGCCACCCAGGACCAGACCACGCCCACUAAAGCUACUGUAGCGGGCCUACAGUGGGUGGGAAAAGUAGUCAGUGAAGGCGUAGUGGUCUGA
Procambarus clarkii (red swamp crayfish) is the source of this 675-nucleotide messenger RNA. The record is from RefSeq and is a predicted model, not a curated record. NCBI's taxonomy places the organism in Eukaryota, Metazoa, Arthropoda, Malacostraca, Decapoda, Cambaridae.